Phytophthora infestans T30-4 is the source of this 549-nucleotide messenger RNA. RefSeq lists its product as uncharacterized. The record is from RefSeq and is a predicted model, not a curated record. The transcript has 2 exons. Gene Ontology annotation, biological process: protein O-linked glycosylation. Gene Ontology annotation, molecular function: alpha-1,3-mannosyltransferase activity. Bases 1 to 549 code for a protein of 182 amino acids. Lineage: Eukaryota; Oomycota; Peronosporomycetes; Peronosporales; Peronosporaceae. Gene Ontology annotation, cellular component: Golgi apparatus.
AUGGAUUCUUCCAUAGUUCUUAUUGACAAAAUGCGGACGGGACAGAAAGUUUUUGACGUCAUACUUUGGUUCAUCACGAAGGAGCGUUUCCGUUUUCGGUACUCCCACGGAGAUAAAGAGACGUUCUGGUUCUCGUUUGAGCUGGCGCAUGCGCCGUACUCCUUCUCCCCGUGGGGUGUUAGCGUUGUUUCGUCAACUCCCAAUAAGGACAUGACCAAGCACCCAAACUCGCUCUGCGGUAGUAUUCUGCAGUACAUGCCUAACGCAUCUGAUAACGCCGAGAUACUGUACGUUAACGGCAAGGCAUUGCUGGACCCGUACCCACAGGGUAUCGACUACGUGCCUAAGGCGCAGUGGAACAACAUGCUUAACACAUUCCCGACGCAUAUGACGCCACGACAGCCACGAACGGAACUAAACAGGACCGGUGAUGAGAAAGUGUAUUUAGAGUGCCUCGUCGGUCUAGGAGCAACACCGUUGCCGGAUAUGUUUGCCGGAAUGCUGUUGCGCCGUCACGUUCCAGUUGCGUCGAUUGCUAGAGCAAUCUAA